Molecule: messenger RNA, 1447 nt
Organism: Jaminaea rosea
Lineage: Eukaryota; Fungi; Basidiomycota; Exobasidiomycetes; Microstromatales
Product: Arabinanase/levansucrase/invertase
Exons: 7
Coding region: 73-1164 (363 amino acids)
Biological process (GO): carbohydrate metabolic process
Molecular function (GO): hydrolase activity, hydrolyzing O-glycosyl compounds
Source: RefSeq, a predicted model, not a curated record
UCGUAUUCCUAUCCUCGGUUUCAUCUUGAUCCAUCCUCUACACCUCCAGGUCUUCUUCCUCAUCCUUCAAAUAUGGCUCCUCACCCGCACCUAGGCUGGGUCAACCCCGUAAUCCCGCACGAAUCCGCCGACCCAGGCACAUACUACGACCCUGUCUCUCGCAAGUACUACACCUUUGUGACCAACUGCGAAGGGGUAGCCUGCCGAUGCUGGUAUAGCGACGACCUAUGUUCCUGGACCAAGCAUGAGGCCGAUGUGCUUCCUGGACCGCACCCGGCGUGGAUUGGGGAAGGAGGGUGGAAUUGGGCUCCAGAAGUCAUCUCAGCACCGCAAGGGCGACCUGGUCACCUCAUGUACAUCUCCUGCAAGGACAAGUCGACGGACAAGCAGUGCAUUGGUGUAGCUUACACCGAGGGGGGACCGCUAGGCCCUUAUCGCUUCAUAUCGCACGGCCCGCUCAUCUCGCACGGCGAGUCCGGAGGCUGCAUAGAUCCGCAGCCAUUCGUGGACCCGCAGACUGGCAAGAGGCAUUUAGUGUUCAAGAACGAUACAGACAAGAUGUACACGAAAAAGGCCCAACUCUGGAUUCGAGAGCUCAGCGAGGACGGUCUAGGUUUCGCAGCCGAUCGAGUAGCGCUUCAGGCUCCGAGCUCGAAGUAUCAACAUGACCUCCUCGAAGCACCUUACCUGACCUACCACGCUCCGAGUCGGACUUAUUGUCUCUUCUACUCGUCCGGGACUUUCACUACGGAGGGCUACGCCACCUCGUAUUCCAUCUCGCGCUCAGGCCUGCAUGGGCCGUACGUUCCCUCGGGCCGCCCGCUCCUCUAUACCGACGUGCCUCGUGGGAUCCGCGGUCCGGGUGGGGCGUGCGUGAUCCAGGGGGUGGAGGGGCAUUGGUUCAUUUUGUUCCAUUCGCUUGAAAGAGAGGGAGGAGCGAGGAGGACGUGCAUUCAUCGGUUGGAGUGGGAGGAGGACGGGACGCCUAGAUUGCCAGGACGACCCUGCGAGGGCAAACGCAUCCGACUGGGCGCGGAGCAUGAAGAUGAUCAAGCACAUGGUUUCCCUGCUCACCCAAACGAGACGGGCAAGUCUCCGAUGAUGGGCGGGCACAGUGGUGCGGUCAAGGCUGGGAUGCAGAAGGUCUUUAAUGCUCUCAAGUAGCGCCUCUCCCCUCGCGCUCCCCUCGCGGUCUGUGUGUGUGCGUGUCUAUCUCUGAUUGUAUUUCACUCUCGCACCUACUCCUGUACAUCCCGGAACAGCUUACGCAACCACUCCGUCUCGGCAAGUAGCUCCUCGCGCGUACGAGGUGGACGAUCCUCAUCGUCUGGCCCUCCCUGCUUCUCUACGCCCGCAGCAGCCGAGCUGGGCCUCUUGCCCGUCGUGGCAUCGAAGCCCCACUUCUCCAGCUCGGCAUAGACGGCGUCCGACGGCGUAAAGUCGCCCU